CUGAAUCCGCCCCCGGGACACCCUCUUCCUUUCCCCUACCCUCUCACUCACACUUCACCACGGUGCUGUUGCGUUCACUCUCUUUGAGCAUUCGCUCGUUUCAUUCAUUGUCUACAUAGACGUCACCCUCGUUCCAUUCACAGCAAUAGCCCUGGUCGGCCUCGAUUCACUCUGACUCCUGCGCUCGAAGCUGCAAUCGCAUUCCCUGUUCAUAUCCAACACGAAAAGUCACUCAACAUUCAUACCAACUAGCAUUAUGUCUCCAUCCGUCAAACUUGGUCUCUUGACCCUCGUUUCCACGGCCGCUGCCAUUCCCCACUAUGGUCACAGCAAGUUCCACCACAAACCGUCCGGUGGAUAUGGAACUGGCGCUCCCGGAACUGGCGCGCCCUACCCCACUGGUGGCUGGGGAGGUAACGCGAAUAGCACUGCGCUUCCUCUUGCAACUGGUACCGGUGCUCCCGGCUCCAAGACAACUACUAUCCUCGAGACUUUGUAUUCAACCAUGACUGAAUACUCUACCAUCUACGCAACCCACCCCAAGUCGGGCGGCGGUGAGGCUCCUAGCUCUGUUGGUGCCGCCGAUGUGAGCACGGGAGCGGCUGUUUGCGGACCUGCUACAGUUUAUGUCACAGCGACAAACAAGGUCACGGUUACCAUCGGAGGUGGUGCUCCCUCUUCAGCAUACACCCCCCCUUCAAGCAUCGCUGAGCCCGCCUCAAGCGUUCCAGCAUCGUCUGCUCCAGUAUAUGUGCCAUUGUCGUCUGUUGUCGCACCAUCAUCCUCCGCUCCUGUGGUGAGCUUCAGCUUCCCCGAAAAGCCCGCAUCAACUCCUCCAGCCAUUAGCUCCGUUGCCCCUGUGAGCUCUGCCGCUCCCAUCAGCUCUGCUCCUGUCCCCACCACGACUGUGUACUCCGCACCGGUCUCAAGUGCCCCAGCCUCGUCCUCUGCUCCAAAGCCAUCAUCUGCUCCCACCUACUCUGGCUCUAAGCGUGGUCUCGCUUACAAUGAGCCCGCUCUCUGCAGUGCUUUCGGAGGUAGCAAGUUCGGCUUUGCGUACAACUGGGCGUCUACUCAAUAUGGUGGUUCUCUGCCAGAGGGUAUCAAAUUCGUCCCGAUGAUGCACAAGCCUGCCGAUGCUACCCCCGAGAAGUGGCUUCAGGAUGUUGACACCGCUGUCAAGGCUGGUACCAAUGUCGUCAUGGGUUUCAACGAGCCCGAUCAUCCGGCUCAGGCCAACCUUACUCUUACACAGGCUUGCUCCAACUGGACCAACUACAUGGAGCCCAUUGUAAGCGCUCAUCCCGAGGUUACCAUCCUCGGUCCUUCCGUCACCAACGGCCCCGCUCCAAUGGGUCUGGACUGGCUCAGCCGCUUCAAGACUGCCUGCCCUGGCGCCACCUGGCAUGCAGCCAAUAUCCAUUUCUACGACCAGUACGAUGACAAGGUUGUUGACCGCUUCAUCUCCCACUGCGAGGAGGCAUCCAAGAGCUUUGGCAAGCCCAUCUGGGUUACCGAGUUCGGUCUCAACCCUGGUACUGCCUCAUCCGCACAGGCUGCCGAUUUCCUCAAGAAGGUCAUGGCAUAUAUGGAUAAUGCCGACGCUGUCAAGGGAUAUGCCUACUUCAUGGUCGGCACUGGCGAGAACCAGCUCAACUCCGGUAAUGGCCUUUCAGCCACCGGCGAGGUCUACGCCAGCGCGUAAAUUUCCCAAUCAUGAGCAGGAUAAGCUGUGGACGUUUGCAUUUGUUGGCGCUUUGAAGAAGAUUUUUUAUAUACUUUUGGGCCUAGGGAAAUAUCAGGCAGGAUCGGAUACAUCAGGUCAACCUAUAGGGAUCUGUGCUAGACGCCUAUGACGCGUGCAUAUUGUUUUUUGUAUAACUUCGAUUCUUUACCUGUGUAGAAGUAUUUGGAUGAUGGAUUGUUGUGCAUGAGGAGGUGUGAGUGGGAUGAAUGAAGUGUUUGUCGUUGAUGACAAUCAAAAGUUAUGACUUUCA
This is a messenger RNA of Lindgomyces ingoldianus, 1997 nucleotides long. RefSeq lists its product as uncharacterized. The record is from RefSeq and is a predicted model, not a curated record. The coding region runs from base 257 to 1705 and encodes 482 amino acids. NCBI's taxonomy places the organism in Eukaryota, Fungi, Ascomycota, Dothideomycetes, Pleosporales, Lindgomycetaceae. Gene Ontology annotation, biological process: fungal-type cell wall polysaccharide metabolic process. Gene Ontology annotation, cellular component: fungal-type cell wall. The transcript has a single exon.